AUGGCCCUGCGGCUAGAGCGGGGCGGGAACCCGAGCGGCUGGAAGCCCAGAGAGUGCCCGUGGGGGCACAGGAUGCUCGGAGACCGGGGGGAAGUUAGGGAAGGUGGGGGUCCGUCUGUAGUCCUCUCCCGCCCCGAGCAAGCCUGCGCAGGGGGAGGUCAUAGCCAGAGCAGCUGGGCAGCCCAGAGCCCCCUCAGCCCCCGCAGCUCGGCAGCCCGGAGGCCCCACAGCCCCCGCAGCUCGGCAGCCCGGAGCCCCCACAGCCCCCGCAGCUCGGCAGCCCGGAGCCCCCAGAGCCCCCGCAGCUCGGCAGCCCAGAGCCCCCUCAGCCUCGGCAGCCCGGAGCCCCCUCAGCCUCGGCAGCCCGGAGGCCCCACAGCCCCCGCAGCUCGGCAGCCCGGAGCCCCUCAGCCCCCGCAGCCUCGGCAGCCCGGAGGCCCCACAGCCCCCGCAGCUCGGCAGCCCGGAGCCCCCACAGCCCGCAGCUCGGCAGCCCGGAGCCCCCAGAGCCCCCGCAGCUCGGCAGCCCAGAGCCCCCUCAGCCUCGGCAGCCCGGAGCCCCCUCAGCCUCGGCAGCCCGGAGGCCCCACAGCCCCCGCAGCUCGGCAGCCCGGAGCCCCUCAGCCCCCGCAGCCUUGGCAGCCCGGAGCUCCCUCAGCCCCCGCAGCCCAACAGCCCGGAGCCCCCACAGCCCCCGCAGCCUCGGCAGCCCGGAGCCCCCAGAGCCCCCGCAGCUCGGCAGCCCAGAGCCCCCUCAGCCCCCGCAGCCCGGAGCCCCCGCAGCCCCCGCAGCGCGCUGUGAGGCUCCGCUGGGGCAGGAGCAGGCAGGAGAGCCUUCUCCAGGCCCGGGAGCCCUGCCCCCACCCCGGGCUAUCCCAGUGGUAA
This is a messenger RNA of Sarcophilus harrisii (Tasmanian devil), 885 nucleotides long. Its product is annotated as predicted GPI-anchored protein 58. The transcript has 2 exons. NCBI's taxonomy places the organism in Eukaryota, Metazoa, Chordata, Mammalia, Dasyuromorphia, Dasyuridae. The record is from RefSeq and is a predicted model, not a curated record. Bases 1 to 885 code for a protein of 294 amino acids.